ACAAUAGGGUUCUAUGAUUUCUUGAUUGUUAUAUUGUAGUUCCUGUAAUUUGGAGUCAUGCGGCCUGUCCAUCAGGAUGCAUUAGUCUUAAGACACCCGAAGAGAAAAUCAUACCACCAUUUAUUUAAAUGCGAAAGGAGGCAGUCAGAUUGGUAUCGGGUCAGUACUUCAGUGUAAACAGGUGCGCCAGCCACGUAGCCCUUCAUACCCGGAAGGAAAAAAACUAAAACGAGCGACGCUACAUUUAGAGAUGGAUCAGAGGGCCAUCCAGCAGGAGUUUGAGGAUCAGUUCAAUGAUGUGGUUUCCAGACUGCAGACCAAGCAGUUCUUCCAAUCUGACUGGGAUAUCGCUUCUUUUGCAGUCUUCUUGAUCUUCAUUGGUAUGGUUGUGUUGCUGGUCAUCUUGGUUUUCAUCCGCUGCUGCUGCUGCUGCUGCUGUGAUGAUGAGCAGCCUCGAAGACGGAAGGUUGGCAUAGAGAACAUGGCUCUGGAGCCCUGACAGCUGAACUGCACUGACUAUUGUGGAUGUGACUGAUGACAGUGGAAGCAGAGCAUCAUAGUUUGACUUCUGUGCCAUAGCAGAAGCUUUGAUUUUACUAUCACCAGUCUGUAAACAAAUGUGCACUUAGAAUGAAUUGUUGUUCACAAGCCCUUUGCUAACCAUUAAAUGAAACCUAACACGUGAUAUGUUGACUGUCACUGCUAUGUGGGGUUUAUUGCUAGGAUACUGCAGAGGAUUUGGAAACUCUCAGCUGUAUGUAUUUUUAUGCCUCUGUCGAUUUAAAUACAACUUCCUCUUACUAUGUUUGUUUGCUAUUUUAAGGUUUUACUUAUAUAAUAAACAAUAUAAAAGUAAUAAAAAUGUAAACUUGGCUCUAA
This is a messenger RNA of Xiphias gladius (swordfish), 879 nucleotides long. RefSeq names its product small integral membrane protein 22 (gene smim22). Bases 251 to 499 code for a protein of 82 amino acids. The record is from RefSeq and is a predicted model, not a curated record. Gene Ontology annotation, biological process: regulation of cell population proliferation. The transcript has 4 exons. NCBI's taxonomy places the organism in Eukaryota, Metazoa, Chordata, Actinopteri, Istiophoriformes, Xiphiidae.